Durio zibethinus is the source of this 4103-nucleotide messenger RNA. Its product is annotated as suppressor of RPS4-RLD 1-like. Gene Ontology annotation, molecular function: protein binding. Gene Ontology annotation, biological process: negative regulation of DNA-templated transcription. Lineage: Eukaryota; Viridiplantae; Streptophyta; Magnoliopsida; Malvales; Malvaceae. The record is from RefSeq and is a predicted model, not a curated record.
GGAAUUUCGAAUUUUGGAAUCUAAGUUGUGAUUAAACAUAAAACCAUUGUCUUGUAAUAGUAACCACAGUGUCAUGUCAUUGUCUCGUUGACUUGUGGUUCAAUGGUUUUGUACUGUACCAUCAAUUUUGUGCCGGCAUACAAAUCAAAGGCAUGCGUUUCGAGAUGUUGAAAUAAUUCCUCAACGAAGAAAAAGAAACAGAAAAGGAAAGAGGGGGGGUGGUGGUUAGAGGCCCAAAAGCAAGGGACCGUAAGUCCGUAAACUCCGAGUGGCAACCCACGCACAUGAAGACGAGCCGUUGGCAGGCAGGCUCCAUCUCUAUUAUCCAAUUUUGAAAGACCAAAACUAAAAGGGGUCAAAACCAGAUCCACACGCGAACCCUCACCUGACCCCGUUUUUCCCCCCAUCACUUUCCUCGCAGCUUCUCAUGUUACUCUUUUCCCAACUCGCUCUCCUGCUUCAAUCACCAUGAACUCAGCUAUCUCGGAGCGAGUCGAACUCGCCAAACUCUGCCGCUCCCGUGACUGGUCCAAGGCAAUCCGAGUCCUUGACUCACUCCUCGCUCAGUCUUGCGCAAUCCAAGACAUCUGCAAUAGAGCGUUUUGUUAUAGUCAAUUGGAGCUUCAUAAGCACGUGAUUAAGGAUUGUGAUAAGGCGCUACAGCUUGACCCUACGCUUCUUCAAGCUUAUAUUCUUAAAGGCUGUGCAUUUUCUGCGUUGGGAAGGAAAGAGGAUGCUAUUGCUGUUUGGGAGCAAGGGCAUGAACAUGCAUUGCGGCAAUCUGCUGAUCUGAAGCAAUUGCUGGAACUGGAAGAGCUUUUGACGGUAGCAAAACCAGGCAAACAAGACAUAACUUUUACUAGUGACAAACAUGUGGCUGACCCUAAGUUAUCUAACCCUGUAUCUGAAUCAAGACUUUACAUCAAUGGAAAGUCAAAUGAAACUUUCAAGCAUCAAAAUAAAUACAAUACAUCUAGAUUAUUGCAAGAACAUAGUGAUAGAUCAAAGAUCUACAAAAAGUCUACUGACAAUUUUGAGACACACAAUAAAACAAGUGAUGAAGAGAGGAAUAAAUCAUCAAUGUCUUUAUCUGAGUUAGCAUCUGACACCAUUGACAAAACAUUUGAAAAUUACAAAAGUCUCAAUGUGUUAAGUGAUGGAUCUAAAUUAAGUGUGGAGUCUGUUGAUGCUUCUGAGAGCAGUAGCAUUUCUGGUGAUAAUUUUGACAUAGGAUUAAGUGAUCAAACUUGUCCGAAUGAGAUGCCUUGUGUCCUGACAAAUGGAACUCAUAGUAAUUUUGACAAACCAAGUUAUGCUUCAGAUUCAUGUAAUGAUCUAAGUGAGAAAUCAGAACAAUGCAGUAGAUCCUCUGUCAUUUCCAGUAAGUCAAGUGAUAAAACUGAAAGUCACUCUCUGCCAUCUAACAUAUCUGACAUACAUAAUGAAAUAACUGAUGAAACUAAGAGGAACAAGAAGUUUUGUGUUGCUAAGAUUUCAAAGACCAAGUCAAUCAAUGUAGAUUUUCGCUUAUCAAGGGGCAUUGCACAGGUUAAUGAAGGGAAUUAUGCUUCUGCCAUAUCUAUAUUUGACCAGAUACUGAAAGACGAUCCUACAUAUCCUGAGGCACUAAUAGGAAGAGGGACUGCAUACGCAUUCCAACGAGAACUUGAAGCCGCUAUUGCUGAUUUUACAAAGGCUAUUCAAUCAAAACCAUCAGCUGGUGAGGCUUGGAAAAGGAGAGGCCAGGCUCGGGCUGCUAUGGGAGAAUCUGUUGAGGCAAUUGAAGAUCUGACCAAAGCAUUGGAGUUUGAUCCAAAUUCAGCUGAUUUAUUACAUGAAAGAGGAAUAGUGAAUUUCAAGUUUAAGGAUUUUGUUGCUGCUGUUGAAGACCUAUCUGCAUGUGUGAAGCUUGAUAAGAAUAGCAAGUCUGCAUACACAUAUUUGGGAAUGGCAUUAUCUUCAAUAGGUGAAUACAAGAGGGCUGAGGAGGCACAUUUGAAGUCUAUCCAACUUGACCAAAGUUUUCUUGAAGCCUGGGUUCAUCUUACCCAGCUCUAUCAAGAUCUAGCAAACUCUAAAAUGGCUUUCGAAUGUCUUCAACAAGUUAUACAAAUUGAUGGAAGGUAUUCUAAAGCAUAUCAUUUACGUGGGCUACUACUCCAUGGGAUGGGAGAGCACAGGAAGGCUAUUAAGGAUUUAUCAAAUGGGUUGAGCAUUGAGAACUCAAAUAUUGAGUGUUUAUACUUACGAGCUUCAUGCUAUCAUGCUAUUGGAGAAUAUGCAGAGGCGGUCAAGGACUAUGAUGCUGCAUUAGAUGUUGAACUGGACUCAAUGGAAAAGUUUGUUCUUCAAUGCUUGGCCUUCUAUCAGAAAGAGAUUGCUUUGUACACUGCUUGCAAAGUCAACAGUGAGUUUUGUUGGUUUGAUAUUGAUGGAGACAUAGAUCCACUGUUCAAGGAAUACUGGUGCAAGAGAUUGCACCCCAAGAAUGUAUGUGAAAAGGUUUUCAGACAGCCUCCAUUGCGUGAUUCUCUGAAGAAGGGAAGGCUUAGAAAGCAAGAUUUUGCCAUUACAAAGAACAGGACUGCUCUUCUGCUGGCUGCUGACUCAAUUGGCAAGAAAAUCCAAUAUGACUGUCCUGGUUUCUUACCCAAUAGGCGUCAGCAUCGUAUGGCAGGAUUAGCUGCCAUUGAAAUUGCGCAGAAGGUGUCAAAAGCAUGGCGUUCUUUGCAAGCAGAUUGGAAGCAUUCUAAUAGAAGCUCAAAAAAUGGUAAGAGGGCUCGAAGAAAGGAAAGAAUCAGUAUGGCUAGCCAGAACAGAGGUGGUGCUGGUUGUAGUACAAGCAGUUCCUCAGAAAUAUCACCUUCUUAUGGCAUUACUGAAGAUGGAUCAUCUAGUCGCCCUAUGAUGUCAUGGCAAGAUGUUUAUUCAUUGGCUGUCAAAUGGAGACAAAUUUCUGAGCCUUGUGACCAGGUUGUGUGGGUUAACAAGUUGAGUGAAGAGUUCAAUUCUGGAUUUGGUUCUCACACACCAAUGGUCCUCGGACAAGCAAAAGUUGUUCGCUAUUUCCCAAACCAUGAAAGAGCAUUAGAUAUAGCAAAGACUAUCAUGAAGGAUAAACUUUUUGUGCACAACAAGGCAGAUGAAAUUAUUGAUCUAUCCAAAGAGGGGAAAUCAGAAUAUAUUGUGCAUGCAAAAUCUUGUAAUGAUCUUUAUGACAUUGUGGGUGAGGACUUCUGGUUGGCUACUUGGUGCAACAGCACAGGCGUUGAGGGGAAGCAACUUGAAGGGACUAGAAUUACCUGUGUGAAAAUGGGAGAGCAUGGAUAUGACUUCGCAAUCAGAACACCUUGCACACCUUCCAGAUGGGAGGAAUUUGUUGCCGAAAUGGGAAUUGCUUGGGAAGCCAUUUGCAAUGCUUAUUGUGGUGAAAAUUAUGCGUCCACUGAUUUCAAUGUCCUUGAAAAUGUGAGAGAAGCUAUUUUAAGAAUGACAUAUUACUGGUACAAUUUCAUGCCACUCUCAAGGGGCACUGCAGUAGUUGGCUUUGUUGUUUUGCUUGGAUUGUUACUCGCUGCUAAUAUGGAGUUCACAGGCAACAUUCCAAAAGGUGUGCAGGUUGAUUGGGAAGCCAUUCUGAACUUUGAUCCAAACUCCUUUAUCGAUUCCAUUAAGAGUUGGCUAUAUCCAUCCAUAAAGAUUACGACAUCUUGGAAAGAUUUUCCAGAUGUAGCCUCGACUUUUGCAACAACAGGAUCAGUUGUUGCUGCUCUCAGCUCAUAUGAUGAUUGAACUCUCAACUCAAACGGUUGCUCUUGUACUGGAGUGGGUUGUUCAGAACGCUCAUACAUCAACCGCAACCUCGGACAGUUAUCAGUUCGGGCCAGAUUUCUUUUUUUCUGCACUGUCUUGCGCUGUUGUAAAACAUGUGUUGUAAAUCAAUUUGUUGUACAACAUUACAAAAUAAUGUUGUAAAUCAAAUGUCUCACAUCUGGAUAGAUAUCUUUUCUUUGGCAGUAGAUCUGGCGAUCUGGCUAUUCGUGUCUUAUGAAAUAUUUGUAUUGAAAUUAGUGUAUUUGUGUUGUAUUUUAUACUAAAGUUAU